GUUGUCUGGAAGCUGAUACGGGCCCUGACGACUGACACAGAGGAACGCGGCUGAGGGGAUGAGUGCAGCUGGAGGAUAGCGGCAGGGAUUAGGCAGCAUGACAGGACCUAAGGCAUUCAUCGCACAUACGAAAAAUUCCAGCCAAUUAAACACAUGUCCUCCAACGCAUCAGCGCCCGGCUGUGCGAAGAACGGCUCGUCCUCCGGGAGCCCCGACAUCCUCUUCCCUGCCCUCUAUCUGCUGAUAUUCAUUGGCGGUCUGCUGCUGAACUGCCUGGCUCUCUGGAUCUUCUGCCAGAUAGCGAACCGCAGCAGCUUCACGCUGUACCUGAAGAACAUCGUGGUGGCUGACCUGCUGAUGACGCUCACCUUCCCGCUGCACAUCCUGAGCGAGGCGCGUGUCGGUCCCUGGUGGCUCCCGGUGCUGAACUGCCGCUACUCGGCCGUGCUCUUCUACACGUGCAUGUACGCCAGCAUCCUCUUCCUGGGCCUGGUCAGCUUGGACCGCUACCUGAAGAUCGUACUGCCAUUCGGCAGCUCCUGUCUCUACAGCUACGGCUUCACGCAGCUGCUGUCGGCGGGCGUGUGGCUCUUCUUGGCCGCCGUCUCGCUGCCCAACUCUAUCCUCACCAAUGUGUCACCCAACCCCAGCACCGCCCUCUGCUGCAUGGAACUGAAGAGCGAGCUGGGCCUGCACUGGCACGCCGCCGUGUCCUACAUCAACAUCGCCAUCUUCACUGCCGUGCUGGUCAUGCUGAUGACCAGCUACUUGUCCAUCUACAGGCACAUCCACCGCUCUAACGCUCAGUUCGACAGCUCGGUCAGCAGCCGGGACUUCCGGCCCGGCCAGAACAUCACCAUGGUCUUGGUGGUGUUCUUUGUGUGUUUUGUGCCCUAUCACUUGUGGCGUAUCCCCUUCACGCUGAGCCAGGUGAAGCCGGCCUUCAGCCAAGAGGUGGAGCUGGUGCUGAAAUAUGGGAAGAAGACCACACUCUUCCUGUCCGCAUGCAACGUCUGCCUGGACCCUAUCAUCUACUUCCUCAUGUGCAGGUCCUUCACACGCAAGCUGCGCAGGAAGUUGUGUUUCGACCGCGAGGAUAAUUUCGACAGAUCCAGCUCCAUCAGCAGGACGCAGGUGCGCCGCUUCCGGGAGUACGCCCCAGCGGUCCAAUGAGCAGGGAGGAUGAGAGGAGAGUACCUCGGUGACUCAGAGACUUCUUGAAUUGUGGAAGGAGGCAGGAAGGGGUGGGACAUGCAUCACCGUCAGCCAAUGACAACACUCCAGACAGACAGAGUACGCUUAGAGACUGUCGGAAACUGGGACUACAGUAGUACGUGGGACAGCCUGACCUCUGACUUGCCGUGAAGAUACAUUUUCAGAAAGCACACCGGUAUGCAUCUGUCUGCUUCAGACUGCUGUUUGUUCCAUUUCUGCACCUAGAUAGAUACAUAUAGUAAUGGAAUAAUUAUAAAUAAUAAAUUUGCACUCAAUAUUAGGCACAGUAUAUGUUUGAAUGUGAUGGCACAACUACAGAAAAUGACUUAAUAUCUCCACACAGCAACAUUAUCACCAAAAAUGACAACUUUGUUUAUAUGUGCUUUAUUCGGCGUGACUGUACCUUGUGUAUUUACCUUGUCAAAACCUUUUAACACAGGAUUACACUGGAGUUUCCUCGUGACGUGUGCAUUCGUACAUCCCGCAAGUUCACUGUGACCCUACACUGGAUAAACAGGUCACUGGAUAAACAUACUUACAUAAUAACAUUAAAUCCUGAAUGGAGCUAAACAGCAGACAAACCAAACGAAGCACCACAUCUGUAGCCAAACACAGCCGUAUUUAACCAGUGUAAAUGUGAACAUAUUUCAUUUUACUUUUUGUUAUCCUCUGAGAAAUAAAUUAAAGAACUUGUUACAGCUGAAGUUAACACUGUUGAUAAUACUGUUGCCAAAGUUGAAUUAAUUAAAUUACGGACAUCGCUAAACGAUUAGAAAAUGAACAGUACUGAAUUAAGUUAUUGAAACACUCGGUGAAUCUCGUAUUAACACGGCUGUUGUGGAUGCCUUUCCUGAGCUGAGAGUAAUGGUAUGGGCUUCUUUUCUGCUAGGCAGUGCAAUCGGCUCUCCACAUCCUCUGGGGCUUGGUUACUGGACCCCCCGCAGAUAUCCAGCUCCGCGGCUGCUGACGUUCCAUUUAUAAAACUGUGUCAUAUUUGCAUGUAACCCACAUCCAUCCUCCUGCAUACUGGAAAUCAUCUCUAGAUUACUUAUAAUACCCUAUACAAUGUAAAUGCCAUAUAAAUAGUUGAAUGACAAGAAAAAAAAAAGGCUGUACAUGUUCAAUACAGACGCAAACUUCGUAGACCUAACUACACAGUACAGGUCUGUAACAACGUAACACUGUCUUUCUGUCAACACUAACACUGAUACAUUGCUUUCAUUGAAUGACCUGAAAGAGAAAUACAUCAAACAAAACAGAAUAUUUAAAAUACAAGUUCAAAUAGAAAAUGUAAUUAUAAAUUUGAGAAAAUAUAAAUUAAUUUAUUCCCUUUCAGCAGUCAUGCCCACACUUUGUGUAGAUUCAGCGUUGUACUCAGCUUGUGGUAAAUUUUAGUUUUGCUUUUUGGAGCUGUGUGUAUUUUAUUUUUUUUUAGUAUUUGCAGUGCGUGGUUGGUUGAAUCUGCAGAUGCAGAACCCAUAGAUAUGGACGGCCAACUGUACACGUUGGUGUUGGGAUCACCUGACCAAGCUGGGACCGAAUGCUGUACUACGGGUGAAAACAGAUGGGAGAGAACAAAUGCUGCAAUGGUGCAUGUCAGCAGCACAAAAUAAAAUCCCUAAACUGAAAAA
Molecule: messenger RNA, 2846 nt
Organism: Paramormyrops kingsleyae
Lineage: Eukaryota; Metazoa; Chordata; Actinopteri; Osteoglossiformes; Mormyridae
Product: G-protein coupled receptor 87-like
Biological process (GO): G protein-coupled receptor signaling pathway; negative regulation of adenylate cyclase activity
Cellular component (GO): membrane
Molecular function (GO): G protein-coupled purinergic nucleotide receptor activity
Source: RefSeq, a predicted model, not a curated record